UCCUUAAUAAUGUCACUGACUGUCACUGUCACUAGAGACAAUGACAGCAAAAUAUAAAUAAAAAUAUUCGAGCACGGUUGCAAUUGUAUAUGACCGCGCACAUAAUUAUUUUAUCGUAAUUAAAUAAUAAGGAUAAAGCAAAGGAAGGCUUUACGAAAGUAAACAACGUGCAUUUGACUCUAUCACAAGUAUUAAGAAUGCCGGGGCCAGCAGGAAAACAUUACCGUGGAAAUCGCAAAACUUCAAAUCAGACCCAUACGCUUGCCUCGGUGGCUAGAGAAACGGCUACUUCUCUGCCGGCAGACAGUCCCGUGCUCGCAAUAUUCAAAGAUGCUGCUCGCAAGUUGAAUGAACGCCAGGACAGGCACGAGCGGCUCGUCAAGCUCUCGCGUGACGUCACUAUUGAAAGCAAAAGAAUUAUAUUCUUAUUGCAUUCUCCUAUAACAAAAGAGUCAUCAGAAAAUACCCUUACUGAAGCUAAGGAUCGGAUGCAAAAGCUGAUCAAUGGACCAAUCAGAAGCAUUGGUUUGGAGUUGGAGAACAGUCCAGCUCACUUACACGGCAGAGCUGUCACUGCCGGGUUCCAGGAGUUCAUAGAGGCUAGGACUCUACUGUCUCUGAUGGCUGACAAAAGAAUCAUUACUUACCCAGAAGUACAGAAGGAAUUGGAGUAUGAAAUCAAAGAUGAUGAUGAUGCUGAUGUUGACAAUCAGAGGUCUUUAGUAACAAUGUUACCUGAGUCUGAUUAUAUGCUGGGUCUUGCUGACCUGACUGGAGAGCUGAUGAGGAAGGCCAUCAACAGCAUAUCUAGUGGAGACAGUGAGGAAUGCUACCAAGCUUGUCAAGUUGUCAGGCAUUUGUAUACUGGAUACUUGGGCAUAACAGGCAGUCGUCUCUUAGUCCGUAAGCUGUCGACAACUCGCGCCAACGUUAACAAAGUUGAGAUGGCGGUAUAUGCUCUCAAAGUGCGCGGUGGAGAGACACCAGCACCAUUACUGUUACCCGCCGCACCUGCAGAGUGGGAGCCACCAAUCAACUUAUCAGACGAUGAAGGAUAUUAUUAGGCUGUAUUACGACCCAGCAUUUGUAUAUAGACUGAAUGAAAAGCCUGAUUCAGAUCUAUUUUAGUAAAUAAGUAUUAGAACUUUUAAUAUUUCUCAUGAAAAGUUCCACAGUGGGAAGUCUUUACUUGAGCUAGUAACUAGUAAUACCAUGUUCAUCUCAUUCACAUUUUGUUUAUUCAAUGUUUUAAACUUUUUCUUAUAACUUAUCAAAUACGUUGUUAUCGCCUGAUAGCCUGGUGUCUAGAGUUUAUAUUAGAAUAUAAGCUUCAAUAGACAGUUUAUUAAUAUGCAAUUAGAUUUUCAUUCUCAAUCCCAAAUGGAAAACAACAGAA
Messenger RNA from Spodoptera litura, 1396 nucleotides. RefSeq names its product Translin associated factor X (gene Trax). NCBI's taxonomy places the organism in Eukaryota, Metazoa, Arthropoda, Insecta, Lepidoptera, Noctuidae. The record is from RefSeq and is a predicted model, not a curated record. Gene Ontology annotation, molecular function: sequence-specific DNA binding.